AUGGGUGCACGAAAGAACGGUCAAAGUCAGGAACCGUACCGUGUGGCGUUUCAAGACUCCUCAGAUGAUGAACAACACACGCAGGUGGCGGAGAUCGUGCCCGUGAUUGGGGGUGAUGGCCCCCUUACCCCAGUGGCUGCGUCAGGGACCGAGCAGCAACAGCAGCAGUCAUGGCUGAAUCGUGCGUUGGGUGGCGCGGGGACGUUUUUCACCUCCCUCCUCGUGGACUGGUCUGGCACUGGCACCAACGAGCCGUUCGAUAUGGCGCGGGUAACCCCAAGUCCCUCGUCCGGCAGCGGCCACUGGGGCUACGGAGGAGGCCGCGAUACGCCACAGCGGAUGGAGGUGGAGUCGGUAGACCCGUCGGAGGACAUCGCAGUAGAUCUGCGGGAGGUGAUCCUUCAGUACAGACGCACACCGGACGAAGUCUACCUGCGCAUAAUUCUCGCUGCGCUCUACUUUGGCGAAGUACAAAUCAACGGUGACGUGCUGCGUGCCGCUGCUGGUAGUCGCGAACUCAUUAUGAUGCUGCUUAAGUCGGACAAGGUGAACGUGGAUGACCUCGACGUGCAGCAAAUAAUCCAGGCGGAGAUCGACGCCGUCAUGGUGCCCGCCCUAGCGUGUGGCAGCAACAUUGCGCAGGACACGGUCAGCUACCUUGCUUUGCUGUGCCGCGUCCCCAGCGCGACACUCACAAAGGAGCAGGUACGGCUAUGCCACAAUGCCGGAUUCGACUUUAUUAAAGUGCUACACGAGAACCCCCACGUGCUGCGCAACAUAUCACCACCGCGCUGGAUUGUGGCGCGUUUCUUAGACAUCUGCUACAUCCUCGACAUGGUCAUGACAUGGUUUGGGCUCAUCGCCACAUUACUGGGCCUCAUGUGUGUUGCGUGGCUAAUAUACUUCUGGAUAUCUAACGACUACCCAAGAUGUGGGUACUGGACGAUUCUCUGCUACGUGAUUGGCUACGUUGUGAGCAUUGUUGUGGUAAUGGUGUCGGAACAAGGUAGAAUACGCGACUACGAGGAUCGCCUCUGGGAUUAUCCCGACAACACUUUGAAGGUCGUUCCAUGUAUUCCGGUCUUUGAGAUUGCUCUCAUGUACGUUACGCUGCGGUACGAGCUGCUUCGUGAAAAUGGGAGGUAUUUCGUUAUACGCUAUGACCUGUACAAUGGCUUGUCGAAUGUGCUGAUAAUCCAUACAUUCUUCUUCGCAACACCGCAGUUGCUCGUGCAGUACUAUAUAAGUCGCCUAUAUGAACCAUCCUCCUUGGACUUUAUUGGUUACAAACUUCUCGUUGGUGUAAAUUAUGCGCUGUAUGGAAUGUCAAUGUACAUCUUCCUGCGGAAGGUUCUAUUUAAUUACUCGUGCAAUAGCUACGGGUUCGCCGUGGUGGCCCUGAAGCAGGCACCGGUUAUGUCCGUCGAUAUCACUACCCGAAUUCUCAUCGUCAUGACCGUCUUCUACCUCGAGUGUAACGUCGUUGCCGUCAUAUUGUCUAUUUCUUUUAUCAAGUCAUGCGAGGUGCUGGAAAUCAUACUUAUCAGCGUUGCAGCAGUUGUGACUGUGUUGAAUAUUGUGGGAUUAGCGAUGACACUCAUUUUUGACAUUCCCAAGCUAAUUUGGGUUGUGGCUCUUAUCGCACUGUUUAUGCAGAUUGCUUAUAGCGCCUUUGUUGCCCAAAUGGGAUCGCAGGACAUUAGCGCGACGUGUACAUUGUUCGCCAUCAAUGCCCCUAUAGUGUCAUCCUUGACGUAUGUGACAUUCGGGUUCUUUUGCGUAUCUUUCAUUGCGUGGGUUGUCGUGCUGAUUUACUCGGAACUGACAGGGAGAAAGAAGGUCGUGCAGUGGGACAACUAUCACAACUGGUCGCGGGCUAGGUGA
Trypanosoma grayi is the source of this 1884-nucleotide messenger RNA. RefSeq lists its product as hypothetical. Bases 1 to 1884 code for a protein of 627 amino acids. Lineage: Eukaryota; Euglenozoa; Kinetoplastea; Trypanosomatida; Trypanosomatidae. The transcript has a single exon. The record is from RefSeq and is a predicted model, not a curated record.